This is a messenger RNA of Lodderomyces theae, 2307 nucleotides long. RefSeq names its product phosphatidate phosphatase (gene SMP2). Gene Ontology annotation, cellular component: nucleus. Gene Ontology annotation, biological process: triglyceride biosynthetic process; fatty acid catabolic process. The record is from RefSeq and is a predicted model, not a curated record. NCBI's taxonomy places the organism in Eukaryota, Fungi, Ascomycota, Pichiomycetes, Serinales, Debaryomycetaceae. Gene Ontology annotation, molecular function: phosphatidate phosphatase activity. Bases 1 to 2307 code for a protein of 768 amino acids. The transcript has a single exon.
AUGCAGUACGUGGGGAAAGUUGGGGGUUACGUUUACAACCAAUGGAACUCAUUGAACCCAGCUACACUCUCAGGAGCCAUUGAUGUCAUUGUGAUUGAACACCCCGAUGGUACCAGAUACACGUCGCCUUGGCACGUUCGGUUUGGACUACUUCAAAUUAUCAAGCCAUCGCAAAAGAAAAUUGACUUGUAUGUGAAUGACGUCAAGACCAACUUGCCCAUGAAGCUAGGCGAAGGUGGCGAGGCCCAUUUCGUAUUUGAGGUGAAUGACACGGAUCAUGAAUUGUCGAAUAGUGUGUUGACUUCACCGUUGAUCUCACCGGUCUCGUCACCAUUAAGCACACCAGCAAAUAGCGAUAACGAACCCGACUACUUUGACUUGGAUGAAAAGACUAAAUUGAGUGAUAUUCCGAGCCCAAGAAGUCCAUCGCAGCUGAAGAGGUUGGUCAUUGAAGACGUUAAAAAGAUUACCCAAAAGUUGAACAUCCCCACAAAAAUAGACUUGAAUGGGGACAUACUCGUUGACAUGGAUGGCUACAAGCCAAACUCGCAAAAGAAUAUUGACAACUCUGACGAGUUGUUCAAAAAAAUUUUAUUGGAGGAGAUUGAAGGUGACUUGGGUGAACAUUCUGUGAAGGCUUGGAAUCAGAUAAUCACAAAGGAUGAAAGCGGAAACAUAAGGAUAUCUAACGCAUUUGAUGAUGAUGGUGCUGAAUCGGAUGAGGAUGUAAAGCUUCCCUCGACAACAGGAACUACUUCUUCAAUAACAACCGUGGGUACAACCUCAUCGGGAGACAGUGACAAGGUUUACUUCAAGACAUUGAGGUUGACAUCGGAGCAGUUGCAGAUGAUGAGUUUGAACUACGGGGUAAACACACUUAAAUUCAAGUCCAGGGAAAGCUCGUCACAGGUGACAGCAAACUUGUUCUUGUGGAAGUCAACCACGCCCAUUGUGAUUUCAGACAUAGAUGGAACUAUAACCAAAUCGGACGCACUAGGACACGUAUUGAAUUUGAUUGGAAGGGAUUGGACACAUCCCGGUGUUGCUAGUUUGUUUCAGGAGAUCAACCAAAAUGGUUACAACAUCCUCUAUUUAACAGCGAGAUCUGUUGGACAAGCAGAUUCAACGAGACAGUACUUGACCGGUGUCAACCAAGACGGUGUAAAGUUACCCAGUGGACCCGUGAUCUUGAGUCCAGAUAGAACAUUUGCGGCAUUGCGACGAGAAGUUGUGUUGAAAAAGCCUGAGGUGUUCAAAAUGGCGUGUCUUUCGGACAUUAUGCAUUUAUUUUUUGAAGGGGAAGGUACAGUGUUGGAUGAGGAUGACGACCAAACACCUUUCUAUGCUGGGUUUGGUAACAGAAUCACAGACGCUAUUAGUUACAGAUCGGUCCACAUUCCAAGCCACCGAAUCUUCACAAUAAAUCCUGACGGAGAGGUUCAUAUGGAAUUGUUGGAAUUGGCUGGUUACAAGUCAUCUUAUUUGCACAUUGGAGAAUUAGUUGAUCAAUUUUUCCCUCCAAUCAGGGUGGUCAGUUCCAUUUCAACAAAUUGGAAUAAUGCGCAAUGGUCGGAAUAUGUAAACAACCAUGAGCUUGAUGCGUCUGAUGCGAGGUCCAUUACAUCUAUGCGCCUGCCCACUCCAGGAUCGCCUCGAUCGCCUCGAUCGCCUGGAUCGCCUCGAAAUUAUGUUGACGAGUAUAAAACUGAUGAAAAGUUCAAUGAUGUGAAUUAUUGGAAAAAUCCUUUGGAUUUUGAUGACUUGAGCGAUAGUGAUAUUGACAAGGAUGACUUGGAUUUGAAAAAUAGUGGAUCCCCCAAGUUGAAGAAAAAUGAAAAGUUGCUGCAUCGAGACCAUGAGAAGGAAGAACAUACUGAUAAUCCCGAGCUAUUGCAAAAAGGUGCGAGGUCCAAAUCGCCUGCAUUGGAACGGCCGCUUUCGGCGUCGUCAUUCACCUCGCCACUCAAAAAUUUUAUGAGCUUUAGAAAGAAGAAGGAUGAUGAGGAGAGUUACAAAGAUGCCGAAAAGGUUGAUGAGGAUGAUUUUACCGAUGACGAUGACGAGGAAGACGAUGAGGGCGAUGAUGAUUACACAGAUGAUGACUACGAUGAUGACGAUUAUGAUGAAGAAGAUUACGAUGAGGAGGAGGAGGAGGAUGAAGGAGAGGGAGAGGGAGAGGGAGAUGACAGCACAAGUCAAAGCUCUAUCAAAGAUGUUCCUGUGCCAGAGGCGGUCAGAGAUGAAAUCAUCGACAGGGGAUCUACAGAGUUUAUCAAAGCUAGUGAUUUCCAGAGAUUGAACAUUUAG